This is a messenger RNA of Pterocles gutturalis (yellow-throated sandgrouse), 1374 nucleotides long. It is a transcript of the gene HEATR3, whose product is annotated as HEAT repeat containing 3. The annotation marks the transcript as partial. Gene Ontology annotation, biological process: protein import into nucleus; ribosomal large subunit biogenesis. The record is from RefSeq and is a predicted model, not a curated record. Lineage: Eukaryota; Metazoa; Chordata; Aves; Pterocliformes; Pteroclidae. The transcript has 10 exons.
AGCAUCCGAGCGCUGAAGUGCGAGAGUAUGCCUGUGCCAGUAUUUCCAAGCUGUUGCAGCAGAAGGGUGUCAUCCCAGCCUUUCUGCAGAGAGACGUUGUCCGGCGUUUAGGACCGCUGUUGAUGGAUCACAGCUUAGCUGUUCGCGAGACAGCCGCAGGUGCUCUGCGAAAUCUGAGUGCUUGUGGAGGAUUUGAAGUCUGUGAUGACAUGGUUACAAAAGACAUCAUGACACCCCUUGUUGCACUUCUGAAAGAGUGUAGCACUGGGCUAGAUGCUACCCAGCUCUCUCCAAAGAAAUGCAAAGAGACGAACAAAAAUUAUAUUGAAGACAUAGCCAAUGAGGCUAUUAAUUUGCUGUGGAAUGUAUGUGAAUGCAACAAUACCGCCGUAUGCAUAUUCAAUAAAGAAGGAUGUCUGGAGGCUGUGUUACAUUACAUGAAGAAAUUUUCCACAAAUGUGGAUCUGGCUAUUUCAGUAGCAAACUGCUUGCAGGCAGUGACGGAAGAUAAUCCAGAUCUUCUUUCUUCAUUUAAUGCUUCUGCACAACAAGUACUGGAAACAGUGAUGUUGUGUCCAGAGACCACAAUGAAGCACAUCCUUCUGAGAACCCUGAUAGCAGGCACUAUCUGGAAUAUCAAGGAUACCAUUCCACCAGGCAGCCUGGGAAGCACGGUUAAUGCAAUCCUGAAGAUUUUUUCAGAAUCGUUAGCAAUAGAUGCUGGUGAAAUGGUUAUUCGUAUGAAUGAAGCUGAAAAAAACAGGUUAAACCUUGCUGCAGAGGCAGAAACAGAGGAAGACAUGAGCGAUGUUAUAGACAACUGUGUUUUGAAUGAAGAUGAUGACAUGGAAGAAAUACCGAAAAAAAAAGUCAGGAGAGAAAAUGACAUUUCUGAUCUGCUUCCAUCUGAUAAGUGGGAACUGAAAGAAGUGACAGCUUUACUGAUGGCUCAGCAGACUGCCUUGGAAAUCAUUGUUAAUAUGUGCUGCAGUGAAGAUCCCUCUGAUGAUGAAUGGGAAGAACUCUCCAGCAGUGAUGAAAGUGACUUGUUUAUGGAAAACUCAUACAAUGAGGGGAGUGGGCUGCUAAUGACACCCCUGUGCCUCUCUGAUGAGGUUAAUUCGGCGUUUCUGAACAACCUCAUUCCAAAGAAGAUUCUUGAAAAAACUGCUUUUCCGAACAGUGUUGCUCUAGACAUCUGUAUGCACAAUCCGUCUUGGAAACCAUUAAUUAAAAAACUGAAUGCAGUGCAGUGUAGAGCUUUAACGUGUCUUCAUAGCAUUUUGUUAGUGUCAGAUGUGGAUUGUCUUGGAGGAGCUGCAGCACUUCAGUCCCUUGCACAGCAUCUCUCGCAGCUCGUCUUUUCUAAAACGG